Messenger RNA from Penaeus indicus, 1183 nucleotides. RefSeq names its product enoyl-[acyl-carrier-protein] reductase, mitochondrial-like. Gene Ontology annotation, cellular component: mitochondrion. Gene Ontology annotation, biological process: fatty acid metabolic process. NCBI's taxonomy places the organism in Eukaryota, Metazoa, Arthropoda, Malacostraca, Decapoda, Penaeidae. The transcript has 2 exons. Gene Ontology annotation, molecular function: trans-2-enoyl-CoA reductase (NADPH) activity. The coding region runs from base 573 to 998 and encodes 141 amino acids. The record is from RefSeq and is a predicted model, not a curated record.
UUGCAGGUGGGCUUAGGAGACAGAGACUCAGGCCCAAUGCUGGGGAUCGUCUCAGCCCUCAACUCAACUAAUUUUGCAUGGUCUUCUUUUCUUCCCCUUUCCUUUUCCUUCUCUUUUCUGACCCCUUCUACUGUCCACUUCUAAAGUUAUGAAGGCUGUGUUGAAAGGAUGAAACACUGAAUUUGUACCAGUCAUGAACAGCCUAGGUAUUGAAGAUUUUGUACCUUUAUUAAGGGCAUUGAGGCUUACCUCUUUAUCAACUAGCCCCACUGAUUUUAAUUUUUUUAAUUCAUAACACCAGACUCUCCUUUUAUCAAGAAUCUGAACAUUACUACUACCCACUCCUCAAUGCCUACUGUCACAUUCGCACAAUCCAAGUGACCCAUCCAUGUCAUUACUUGGUAUAACUAUCCUUCAUUGGAAUAUUCGCGGUUUCCGCUCCCACAGACCUGACUUUCGUCAUAUCCUUUCCUCUUAUAACCCAUCUAUUGUAUGCCUUCAAGAAACCUUUCUUACACAUCCUCCAAUACCAAUCCCCAAUUAUCAUUUUGUCUCUUCCCCACAUUCCCUUUAUGUCUUGUCCAUACUUUGAACUUUUCAGAAAAAGUGAGGCAGUCCAAGCUCUCCCCAAGCCUAGUUUAGCUCUGAACUGUGUCAGUGGUCGCAGUGGGACAGAGAUCUUGCAGCAGCUGUCACCCCAAGGUGUUAUGGUCACUUAUGGUGGAAUGUCAAGAAAGCCUGUUACUGUUCCCGUUGGUUCCCUGAUCUUCUCAGAUGUGACUCUGAAGGGAUUUUGGAUGACCCGCUGGAAUAAGGCCCAUUUUAGUCACCCAGAACGAGAGCUAAUGUUAGGUGAACUUUUUGACUUGGUGAAGCAGGGUAAGCUGUGUCCACCUGAUCAUGCAAUGGUCCCCUUUCAGGAUUAUAUAACUGCUUUAAAAGAUGCUAUGCCAAGUGAUGGUAUGGUUGGUAAAAAACAAAUACUGGUCUUUCCUUAGAUAUGAACAAUCAGUUUUGCUGUGCAAGGGAGUAAAAGAAAUAUUGACUGUUCUAAACCAGUAUACUGAAUGGGUUAUCUAUUUGAAUAUAUGCUAUGUAUGGUUGAAUACAUUGAGUGAGGGUUAGCUGCUAAUAUCCUCAUGAUGUACAUAAAGUUCUGGAAGCAACAUAUUUAUUUUAUGAC